AUGCUCCAGCUCCAGCCCCCGCGCUUCCUGCCGCUGCCCCGCUGCCGCAUCCCGGGCAGCCGCCGCCGCGCUCGCCCGCCGGCCCUCGCCGUCCGCUCCCGGUGGAAGCUCCCCGACGUCGACACCGAUGCGGUGCAGGAGCGGGUGCGCUCCUGGCUCUCCCGGGCGCGGGGCGCAGUCGUGGACGCCACGCAGGCGGCGCGGGAGAAGGGGAAGCGCAAGGAGGAUGCCGAGGGGAGGAAGGAGGAGGUGGAGGAGCAGGCGCUCGACUUCGCGGUGCCCGAGAUCACCGUCGAGCGCCGGGUCGGCCGCGGGUGGCUCUCCAUGGACGCCGUUGUCUCCAUCGAGCAGUUCGCUAGGUUGAAUGGUUUGACUGGGAGGAAGGUGCAAAGGAUCUUUAAAGCUCUUGCUCAUGAACAUGUACACAGUGAUGCUCGAAGUCUAGUUGAAUAUUGCUGCUUCCGGUACUUGUCAAGAGAUAACUCCGAUUUUCAUCCAAAUUUGAGGGAGCUUGCAUUUCAAAGGCUUAUCUUUGUGACUAUGCUUGCAUGGGAAGAUCCAUAUGAUGAAGACAAUGAUCCACACUCUUCACUAGAUAACUACUCUAUAUUGGGAAGAUUUGUUGGAGAAGAUGCAUUUGUCCGAAUUGCUCCGGCUGUGGCAGGUGUUGCUGAUGUUUCAACAGCUCAUCAUCUCUUUAGGGCCCUUGUUGGCACUGAAAAAGGACUUACAUUGGAUUUGUGGACAACAUACCUUGGUGAACUUUUGAAGGUUCAUCAUGGGAGGCAAACUCAUAAAAUUGGAGAUAACUUUCUGUCUGACGAGCAAGUCCUGUGCAUAGGCUCUAGUAAAAAGAGACCUGUUCUAAAAUGGGAGCAGAAUACUGCAUGGCCUGGACACUUAACCUUGACCAACAAGGCACUUUAUUUUGAGGCCAUUGGACUGGCAGGUAUGAAGAAACCGUUGAGGCUUGACCUUACUGAUCAUAAUUCAAGGGUUCAGAAAGCAAAGGUUGGACCAUUUGGAUCCAGGCUAUUUGACUCUGCUGUCUCUGUUUCAUCUGGUUCAGUGUCAAGUGAGUGGACAUUAGAGUUUGUUGAUUUUGGCGGAGAGAUGAGACGAGAUGUAUGGCUCGCCUUCAUCAAUGAAAUUAUUUCCGUUUAUAAGUUCAUUCGUGAAUAUGGACCAAGGGAUGAUGAUCCAACCAUUCGUCAUGUAUAUGGUGCCCACAAAGGCAAGAAAAGAGCUGUUAGUAGUGCAACAAACAGUAUUGCAAGGCUUCAAUCUCUGCAAUUCAUACGCAGAUUACACGAGGAUCCAGCUAAGUUAGUACAGUUCUCCUACCUAUUGGGUGCACCUUAUGGUGAUGUUGUUCUUCAGACCCUAGCAGUGAAUUUCUGGGGUGGGUCACUGAUUACGAACUCCAAAGUAGCAAAUGAAAGAUCGCCUCAACGGCAUAAACAUUCUGAAGGCUCAUCUAGUGGUCGCUCGCAUGUUCACGACAUAGAUGGUAGUGUGUACUUGGGCAAGUGGAUGACUUCUCCGAGCUGGGCAUCGAGCCAUUCAGUCAGUUUUUGGAGAGGCUCUUCAGUCAAGCAUGGUGUAAUAUUGAGUAAAUCUUUGGUUGUAGCUGAUAAAAAUCUUGUAGAGAAGGCGAUGGUUGCAUGUAAAGAGAAGAGCAAAGUAGUUGAGAAGACACAUGCUACAAUUGUUGCUGCUACGGUUGAAGGUAUUCCAAGCAAUAUUGACCUCUUCAAGGCGCUUUUACUUCCAUUCGCUAUAAUGGCUGAAAAAUUUGACAAACUUAAACGCUGGGAGAAUCCUCGUUCAACCAUUUGUUUUCUAAUAGUAGCAUAUACCAUUAUUUUGAGGAACAUGCUCUUUUAUAUUUUCCCAUUUACCUUGAUGGCGAUGGCCCUUUCCAUGCUUGCCCUUAAAGGGCUGAAAGAACAAGGCCGGCUGGGUAGAUCUUUUGGCAAUGUGACAAUAAGGGAUCAACCACCUUCGAACACGAUCCAGAAGAUCGUAGCUCUUAAAGAGGCAAUGGCCUCAGUGGAGAACUAUCUUCAGCACCUCAAUGUCUCUCUUCUGAAGAUGCGAACAAUCUUCUUAGCAGGCCAACCUGAGGUAACAACUCAUGUUGCUCUUGUUCUUCUAGCAUCCUCCGCCGUCCUUCUCGUGGUUCCUUUCAGAUACAUUAUGGCCUGCUUUACCCUUGAUCUCUUCACGAGGGAGCUGGAGUUCCGGAGGGAAACGGUGGUGGCGUUCAUAAGUUUCGUGAAGGAACGGUGGGAGUCCAUACACGCUGCCCCUGUGAUAGUUUUGCCAUACGAGGGUGACGCCGAGAACAGCAACAAGGCACUCCCCGCAAAAGCUACCACCAGGCAAGCAGAAUCUAAAGAUGUGCAGGGCCAACGUAGUGACGCGUAUGUGAAUUCAAGUAAUGGACUCCGCACUUCAUGAUAUUUGGAGGGUGGAGCAUUGUGUUUGUAAUGUACAGUUUUGUACAGUUGUAACAUGUACAUAACAAUUGAGAGGUCCAAUUAGGCAAUAGUUCAUACCAAA
Messenger RNA from Lolium rigidum, 2565 nucleotides. RefSeq lists its product as uncharacterized. The record is from RefSeq and is a predicted model, not a curated record. The transcript is spliced from 11 exons. Lineage: Eukaryota; Viridiplantae; Streptophyta; Magnoliopsida; Poales; Poaceae. Bases 1 to 2463 code for a protein of 820 amino acids.